CUUAUGUGAAAUAAAUGACUUUAAUAACGACAAUUCAAUUCUUUACAAUUCUGGUAUGUUUCGCAUUUAUUGUUUACUUAAUAUUUUUUAUAGAUACAGAUACUUAUUUCUAUAGUAUAACUACAUAUAUUUUUUCUCUUAUACCAAGCAUUUAAGUGUUACAUAGUGUAGGUACAUUUAAUUUAUUUUAUUGGUCAUAAAAAAUGCAAUUAGUCACAAAGUUCUAAUUGCCCAUUCAGUACAGUAUGAGUUACUCCAAACAUUUUUCAUUUUAUGUAAAAGUGAAACUAAAUAAAUAAAAGAGAUUUCUUAAAUCUGGGUUUUUUUGUAAGUGAAGUUUUUUAUUAGUCGUAAAAUGGCAAACAUUUUAAUUGCUAUAAAGUCAUUUAUAAGUUACAAAUUCUUAAAUAUUUUGAUUUUCUCAUGAACUCUCUCAUUUGCUGAUGGUUGUGAAUUAAUCCCAUAAUGGCGGAGGGCAGGGUGAUGGGCCGCCGCUUUGUGCUAACCCUGGUGAUUGGAAUAUCCGCCGGCUUUAGUUUUGCGUACAUACUAUUAACAUCGGCCGGAUUCUCUCGUGAAGUAGCCUGGUCGACCUUCAGGGAUUCUGCAAGGGACCUCGAGAAGCAUCCAAUAGUAAGCGUUCAAGAUCAUGGUAGUGAAGAGCCAGCGCAUAGAGACGAGGACAGAUCGGUCGCGGACGAGCUCGCCAAACGCGUCCGAGUUCUAUGCUGGGUCAUGACGCAACCCAAAAAUCAUAUGAAGAAGGCGCAGCACGUUAAGGCAACGUGGGGGAAGCGGUGUAAUAAACUGCUGUUCAUGAGCACUGCUGAAGACAGUUCUCUGCCAGCGGUAAAGCUGCCAGUGUCGGAGGGUAGAGACUUCCUGUGGGCGAAGACCAAGGCAGCCUUCCGCUACGUAUACGAGCACCAUCGGAGAGACGCCGACUGGUUCCUGAAAGCUGAUGAUGAUACAUACGUAGUGGUGGAGAAUCUCAGGUACAUGUUGUCAGAGCAUGACAGCAAAGAGCCGAUAUAUUUCGGCUGUCGAUUCAAGCCAUUUACUUCGCAGGGCUACAUGAGCGGCGGCGCGGGCUACGUGCUGAGUCGCGAGGCGCUGGACAGGUUCGUGAACAAGGGACUUCCCUCGCCUCAUCUGUGCAAGGCCAGCGACCAUGGUGCUGAGGACGCUGAAAUGGGUAUUUGCCUGCAGCAUAUUGGAGUAAAAGCGAUGGACUCGCGGGAUUCCUUACACCGUGGGCGGUUCUUCCCUUUCGUGCCCAAGGAUCAUCUGUUCCCUAACAAAGAUGGCGGCUUCUGGUACUGGAAGUACAUCUACUAUCCUACGGACGAGGGUCUGGACUGUUGCUCGGACCACGCGGUAUCGUUCCACUAUGUGGAGCCCGAGCAGAUGUACGUGUUGGACUACCUCAUCUACCACUUGCGACCCUACGGCAUCCGCUACGGCGCCGAGCCCCUGCCCGCGGCCAUCGCCAACACUACCGACUCGCGAUAACAUUCCAGCUAUAACCCUAGUCAAAUACCUAAUUACCAAAUAGAGUGCGUGACGCACCAAGGUUCUAGUCCGCUCGUAGAGUGCCUUUCCACCAGCGACGUGCUAUGCAGCUAUGCUACGAAGAUGUGAAAUCUACACUACGAAAAUAUGUGACCGUUUCCA
Maniola jurtina (meadow brown) is the source of this 1674-nucleotide messenger RNA. RefSeq names its product glycoprotein-N-acetylgalactosamine 3-beta-galactosyltransferase 1 (gene C1GalTA). Gene Ontology annotation, cellular component: membrane. Lineage: Eukaryota; Metazoa; Arthropoda; Insecta; Lepidoptera; Nymphalidae. Gene Ontology annotation, molecular function: N-acetylgalactosaminide beta-1,3-galactosyltransferase activity. The coding region runs from base 466 to 1512 and encodes 348 amino acids. The record is from RefSeq and is a predicted model, not a curated record. The transcript is spliced from 9 exons.